This is a messenger RNA of Cajanus cajan (pigeon pea), 2233 nucleotides long. RefSeq names its product methyltransferase. Gene Ontology annotation, molecular function: S-adenosylmethionine-dependent methyltransferase activity. Lineage: Eukaryota; Viridiplantae; Streptophyta; Magnoliopsida; Fabales; Fabaceae. The record is from RefSeq and is a predicted model, not a curated record.
GGGGGCUAAGUUAAAAAGAGGGAAUAUUAGAGCAACGGCUUUAUCCACGCAGCAUAAUCCGCUACGCUUUUUCACUUUCCCUUACGCGUUCUCUCUCUGCAAAACAAAAACAACCGCCACCACCACCACCCCCGAGUCAUGAACUCACUCUUCACUUCUCCACAGUAAACACUAUUAAAGAAAACCACUGCAUACUCAUUCGCAAAUAAUGUUUUCCCGUUUUGCCCCUCGCUUCCCUCUCUAUUUCCCAAUCUCUACCACCCAACCAAAACCCCUAAUCGGAGCCAACCACACUUCAGCUCGAUUCUGCUCCCGAUAACAACAUAAGCCAGAAUCCAACUUCUUUUUUUUUUUUCCUUAUUUUUUGAAAGUUCCGCCAAUUUUUUAAUUAUUUUUUCUGUGAAAAAAAAGGAGAAGUAAAGUGCACAGUCCUACCAUGGAACCCACCGCAGGGAAGCCCGGUUAUCUCCGGAACCUCUUGAUACGGUUUCUCCUCUUCGGCGUUUUGGUCAUCGGCGUUCGUUUUGCCUACCUCAUAGCCGUUGCCGGCGAGUCUUGCAACAUCGGCGACUUCUGCUUCUUCUCGCUGCCGGAGACUCUCAGCCUCGUCAUCGCCGGCACCGGUCCUCUCGCCGUCGAGUCUGCUUUCGGGGGAGGUUCGUCGCAGCCGGAGCUUUACACCAGCAAGGACUGGAUCAACGGUGUUCGUUUCUACUCGUCGGCGUUCCAGGACCUGAUCGCCGGCGGUUACCUCUCGCCGGAGUCGAAAUCGCUGUGCGUGGAGACGCCCACCGGUCGCGACGUCUUCGCGCUGAGGGAGAUCGGCGUCAAAGACGCCAUUGGAGUCGCGCGGAAGGGUGUGAAGCCGCUGGUGAAGUCCGGCCGAGGUGAGCGGAUCCCGUUCGGCGACGGAACCUUCGAUUUUGUGUUCUCCGGCGAGGACUCCUUCGUGCAGUCGGCGAAGCCGGCGGAGUUCGCGGCGGAGAUCGGCCGGACGCUGAGAACGGGAGGGUUCGCGGUGUUCCAUUUUGCAAACCCUAAAGAUACGUAUAGUUUCAAUUCGUUUCUUGAUUUGUUCAAUUGUUUCAAAGUAGUGAAGUUGCAUGGCUUAGAAGGCUUUGAUUCCUCGAUGCCGUAUAUACGAGAAAUUGUUUUGAAAAAAGAGUGUGGUGAUGUUGCUGGUAAAUUUGAUGGUGAUUAUUCGAACGGAAAGUGUUACGUUCCUGGUUAUAAGCAUGAUUUGGUUAAGAUUGCUGAGCCUUUGAUUGCGGAGGAGCCGUUGAAGCCUUGGAUUACUUUGAAAAGGAAUGUGAAGAACAUAAAGUACCUUCCUGCGAUGGUUGAUAUAAGCUUUAAGAAUAGGUAUUUGUAUGUUGAUGUUGGAGCUAGAAGCUAUGGCUCUAGCAUAGGGUCUUGGUUUAGGAAACAGUAUCCUAAGCAGAACAAGACCUUUCAUGUGUAUGCGAUUGAAGCUGAUAAGACUUUUCAUCAGGAGUAUGGGUUGAAGAAGGGGUUGACCUUGGUUCCUUAUGCUGCGUGGGUGAAGAAUGAGACCUUGACGUUUGAGAUUCAUCGUGAUCCCGGGGAGCAUGUUGAGGUUAAGGGCAGGGGAAUGGGUAGGAUUCAACCUGUGCAGUCGUCGGGGCAGGGGAAGUUUGAUGGAGAAGUGGAGCAGAUACAGGGAUUUGAUUUUGCUAAUUGGUUGAAGAAGACGGUUACAAAGAAUGAUUUUGUUGUGAUGAAGAUGGAUGUGGAGGGUACUGAAUUUGAUCUGAUUCCAAGAUUGUUUAAAACUGGGGCUAUAUGUUUGAUAGAUGAGAUUUUCCUUGAAUGCCAUUACAAUAGGUGGCAGAGAUGUUGCCCCGGGCAGAGGAGUUCAAAGUAUGAGAAAACAUAUGAUCAAUGCUUGCAGCUCUUCAAUUCCCUUAGACAAAGUGGUGUUCUUGUUCAUCAGUGGUGGUAAUUGCCCAGCAUGAUAGGUGAAAUCCUAUACUUCUGUAACAUUAUUGUUGUCCUUUUAACCUUCUUUGUGUUUCUUUAGCAAAGGUUUUUUCUCCCCUUACUUUUUUACUCCAGAAAAUAGAGAAGAUUACCGAGUUUCAAAUUUACCUUCAUGUAACAAUUGCAAUUGAAAAUGAAAUCAUUGCUUUAAAAUCAAUGGUAUUUGUUGCAGGACCCUCUUUCUUUUUACCCUUUCUAUAGAUAUGGAAAUGGAGAAUUGGAUUCUGUAAUA